Molecule: messenger RNA, 1080 nt
Organism: Trichomycterus rosablanca
Lineage: Eukaryota; Metazoa; Chordata; Actinopteri; Siluriformes; Trichomycteridae
Gene: rplp0
Product: ribosomal protein, large, P0
Exons: 8
Coding region: 75-1028 (317 amino acids)
Biological process (GO): ribosomal large subunit assembly; cytoplasmic translation; ribosome biogenesis
Cellular component (GO): cytosolic large ribosomal subunit
Molecular function (GO): structural constituent of ribosome; large ribosomal subunit rRNA binding
Source: RefSeq, a predicted model, not a curated record
CACGCGUCCCUACUGUGAGAUUAUCACCUUGUCUUUAAACCGGCUUUUAACCGAUCCUUGGAAGCACUGCAAAGAUGCCCAGGGAAGACAGGGCCACGUGGAAGUCCAACUACUUCUUAAAAAUCAUUCAACUGUUGAAUGACUACCCGAAGUGUUUCAUCGUGGGUGCAGACAAUGUCGGCUCCAAGCAGAUGCAGACCAUCCGUCUGUCCCUGCGGGGCAAGGCUAUCGUGCUCAUGGGCAAGAACACCAUGAUGCGCAAGGCUAUUCGUGGUCACCUGGAGAACAACCCAGCUUUGGAGAAGCUGCUGCCCCAUAUUCGUGGAAAUGUGGGUUUUGUCUUUACCAAGGAAGAUCUGACUGAGGUUCGGGACCUGCUGCUGGCUAACAAGGUGCCAGCUGCUGCUCGUGCUGGCGCUAUUGCUCCCUGUGAUGUAACUGUGCCAGCUCAAAACACUGGGCUGGGUCCUGAGAAGACCUCUUUCUUCCAGGCUUUGGGUAUCACCACUAAGAUUUCCAGAGGAACCAUUGAAAUCCUGAGCGAUGUGCAACUGAUUAAGCCUGGAGAUAAGGUGGGUGCCAGUGAGGCCACGCUGCUCAACAUGCUGAACAUCUCGCCCUUUUCCUACGGGUUGAUCAUCCAGCAGGUCUAUGACAAUGGCAGUGUGUACAGCCCUGAGGUGCUGGACAUCACUGAAGAUGCCCUGCACAAGAGGUUCCUGGAGGGUGUGAGGAACAUCGCCAGUGUGUGUCUGCAGAUUGGCUACCCUACUCUUGCCUCUAUCCCCCAUUCCAUCAUCAAUGGAUACAAGAGGGUGCUGGCUGUUGCUGUGGAGACAGACUACUCCUUCCCCUUGGCUGAAAAGGUUAAGGCUUUCCUGGCUGACCCCUCUGCCUUCGCUGUGGCUGCUGCUCCACCUGCCGCAGUGGUAACCGCUGCUGCUGCUGCUCCUGCUGCCGCUGCCGAGCCAGCCAAGGAGGAAUCCGAGGAGUCUGAUGAAGACAUGGGCUUCGGCCUGUUUGACUAAAAAGCAGAGUCACCAAACCUGCUUAUUUGACAUCAAUAAAUGAAUAAACCUA